CCGGACCCAGGCCGCCUCGCCGCCGCCCGCCCGGCCGCCCUCGCCGCGAGCGCUCCACCAUGGCCGGUGCUGUUUUCCCCUUGUAAAGAUGGCGGUGCGGGAUCGCUGCAACCUUUAGACUAAUGACUGUCCGAAACAUCGCCUCCAUCUGUAAUAUGGGCACCAAUGCCUCUGCUCUGGAAAAAGACAUUGGUCCAGAGCAGUUUCCAAUCAAUGAACACUACUUCGGAUUGGUCAAUUUUGGAAACACAUGCUACUGUAACUCCGUGCUUCAGGCAUUGUACUUCUGCCGGCCGUUCCGUGAGAAUGUGUUGGCAUACAAGGCCCAGCAAAAAAAGAAGGAAAACUUGUUGACAUGCCUGGCAGACCUUUUCCACAGCAUUGCUACGCAGAAGAAGAAGGUUGGCGUCAUCCCACCAAAGAAAUUCAUUUCAAGGCUGAGGAAAGAGAAUGAUCUCUUUGAUAACUAUAUGCAACAGGAUGCUCACGAGUUUUUAAAUUAUUUGCUAAACACAAUUGCGGACAUCCUUCAGGAAGAGAAGAAACAAGAAAAACAAAAUGGGAAAUUGAAGAAUGGCAACAUGAAUGAACCUGCAGAGAAUAAUAAGCCAGAACUCACCUGGGUCCAUGAGAUUUUUCAGGGAACACUCACCAAUGAAACCCGAUGCUUGAACUGUGAAACUGUGAGUAGCAAAGAUGAAGAUUUUCUUGACCUUUCUGUUGAUGUGGAGCAAAACACUUCUAUUACCCACUGUCUGAGAGACUUCAGCAACACAGAAACACUGUGUAGUGAGCAGAAAUAUUACUGUGAAACGUGCUGUAGCAAGCAGGAGGCCCAGAAAAGGAUGAGGGUAAAAAAGCUGCCCAUGAUUUUGGCCCUGCACCUAAAGCGGUUCAAGUACAUGGAGCAGCUUCACAGGUACACCAAGCUGUCUUACCGGGUGGUCUUCCCUCUGGAGCUCCGGCUCUUCAACACCUCCAGUGAUGCCGUGAACCUGGACCGCAUGUAUGACCUGGUCGCUGUGGUUGUUCACUGUGGCAGUGGUCCUAAUCGUGGGCAUUACAUCACUAUUGUGAAAAGUCACGGUUUCUGGCUUUUGUUUGAUGAUGACAUUGUAGAGAAAAUUGAUGCUCAAGCUAUUGAAGAAUUCUAUGGCCUGACGUCAGAUAUAUCAAAAAAUUCAGAAUCUGGAUAUAUUUUAUUCUAUCAGUCACGAGAAUAACUUAAAAGAACUGUGGACUAAUUCCAGUGGGGGAGAACGUUCAAAGCACUAUUAUCCAGUUUCUCUGCAGACCUCCUUCCCCAGCGGCCCACUGAUACGACUCUGAGUCUCAAUGGUCUGACUGUGUUAAACUUUGUCCCUUUGUUUUUUUACAUGCAGCACUACUCUUGGUUUUAUUUUGGUCUGAGGUAGAGUUAACUGCAAUCAGAUUGUAGUAAGAGUUAUAUGAAUAACAGUUGCUAAGUUUAGAAUUUGGGUAAAUGCUAUGACACUCCUUAUGUGUGACUGAAUUAGAAUGACAUUUCCUAUGAAUGACCCAGGUCAUUCUGGUAUUAAAACUUCCUAAAUGGCAUCGGGGGUCCUUUCCAAUGCAUUCCCCUUAACGUGUCCUGGAAGCAUUGCUACCCAUUUUUAACAUGCCUAUCUUUUCGGGCAGAGGGACAGAAGAACUGGGUGGAUGUUCACCUUUUAGGGCUGCAACUAUAGCUUUAAGUUUGUGCAAGUGAAAGUGUUUCAGAGUGAAUAACCUCAAUACUAAAAAGCCACCCUCCACGGGAUGGAGUGAAGAAAGGCUGGUGUUGGUGGUGAGCGUCCACUCCAGGCUGUGCUUUCACAGCCAUUAGAAUUCCAGGGCCUAAGAAACGGAGCUCAGGGCAGGCAAAGCCAAGAGGAAGAAGUUUUUGUGGGUGGUGAAAAAUUGCUUUUCUUACCUUUCUACCAAAACCAAGUUUCUGGAAAAUAACUCGAUGCUGUUAAGUUGUAGUGACACUUUUCUUCCGUAAGGUCCUGUGAGUUGAAUUUACCCUGUAUCUGACACUGCUGAGCUUUUUAAGCUAUCAUUGCAAUCCCAUUGAUGUGCAGUCUGUGGUCUUAGGGCUGAAAUGACACAUGGACUGCCUGUGACACAUGUCUCCUUAGCCAGUCAGCACCUGACACCCUUCCAUAUGAGGAGUAACAAAGCACUGCACCUUGAUAACCAUCAGCUGCGUCACACAGCUUAAUUUUUUAAGUUUACUGAGGCGCUGGUGGGUCUCAGGGCUAACGAUGAACCUCUGUAGAGGGAAUGCUGGAGUUAGCUACAUGUGAGUUGAGUCACAGGAAGUGUUAGUGGGUAUGUGGAGGAAUGAACAAGCUGGCGGCUGUUUCUCUGGCUCAGACUCCUAGAAUGCUUGAUACGACAGUUUUUUGGAAGAACCUCAUCUCACUCUACUUACUUUUUUCACUUUCGUUAUAUAUGUAUUUAUUAGAGCAUUUGAGAGUAUUGGUACCUUUUGCUAAAAAGGGUCAAUUUGGUGUUUUGCUGUUGAGCUGUUUUUUGGUUUCCUACAAAUGCUAUGAGUCAUAGAUCUUGGCUUCCUUCAGGAAUUCAGUGGAAUUCCAUACACUAUAAUAUACUGUGAACAUGUUAUUUUGUUACCUAAUAUAUCAGCAAAUGAACAUGCAAACUCUUGACGCAUAAUGUGAACUAAAACUGAAAUAAAAAAUGUUAGUGGCCAUUUUGCAACCAUGAAGAGGAUAGCACUUUAUCUAGAUGAAAACUGGAUUUCUUAUUUUUGAAAUAUCUUGAAUUGUUUAUUGCUCAGAACUUAAAGCAUGCCAACACUUCAUUUGUUCAUGCUUGAAGUUACAUGUUUUAUUCUUCACUGGAGAAGACAAAACA
This is a messenger RNA of Castor canadensis (American beaver), 2883 nucleotides long. It is a transcript of the gene Usp46, whose product is annotated as ubiquitin specific peptidase 46. Gene Ontology annotation, biological process: protein deubiquitination. Gene Ontology annotation, molecular function: cysteine-type deubiquitinase activity. Gene Ontology annotation, cellular component: nucleus; cytosol. The record is from RefSeq and is a predicted model, not a curated record. Lineage: Eukaryota; Metazoa; Chordata; Mammalia; Rodentia; Castoridae.